AUGGAGAACGAUUCGACGUUCGUGGCUCCCGAGGGUGUGUACUCGGUUACAGAAGAACACAAGCCUUCCCUUGUCGGCCAGCACACCGUUAAUUCCAUCCCAGUCCUAUUCCCAACCCGUCUCUCUCCCGUCACCAUCCGCUAUCCCCCCACCAAGUCUGCCAGUUCUCCAGGCAUAUCACACCUUCUCGGAGGCAGUCGAGAGAAAGAAUACAAGAAGGACAAGGUAGUGCCAAUCCUAAGGGAUCGUGAAGACGGGGCGAGCGUGUCGAGUAGCGAUGACCCGGACGAUGCCUCUCCAGACGUUUCCACCGCCGCCAUCACAGACAAUGUCAAAUCUUCACCCAUGGUUCCUCAUGACUCUCCUAAUAACAUUUUCUCUCACAACCCAGGGGGGCUUGGAAAGAAGAAGACUAUCGCACGGCCCAAGCACAACAUGCGAACGACCUCGUCCACCUUCAUAACCCGGCUCCAGAACGCAGACAAUCUCCACAAGAAUCUUCAACUGAAGCAGGGAGAGAUUACGUUCUUGUUCUAUAACUCUGCCAAGAGCUUCGUUUGGACUGAAGCUGGUGCAAAAGUGAAGGAACCACUGGCACGAAUUCAUUUCUCUGCUCAUCCCACUUGUCACGACGUCAAUCUGGCAACAGUUUGUCCAGAACGAAUUGAUGUCAUCAUUGGCUUCAAUACUGGUGACCUGUUGUGGUUUGACCCUAUGUCUUCACGAUAUGGUCGCCUUAACAAACAGGGCCGCAUCUGUAACUCGCCGUGCACUUCUAUUCGCUGGGUCCCCAACUCACCGAAUCUGUUCCUUGUCUCCCACGCGAAUGGAACGAUUGUAGUAUACGACAAAGAACGAGAGGAUGGUAUUUUCGUGCCGCAGGAACCAAGCUCAGUGACAUAUUCCAGCUCGUCUUCCAACGGGGCACCAUCUACCUCAUCUCCAGGAGAGUGGGAUUCACUUGACAGUAUAUUUGUGACAAUGCCUCCUUGGCAUCCGGUUACUGCUGGGGGGACAUUUACUGGAGGUGGAAAGUCUGAUAAAGAAAAGACGGCCAAGAAUCCGGUCAGCCACUGGAAAGUUUCUCGCCGUACCAUAGUAGGCAAGUGA
Fibroporia radiculosa is the source of this 1110-nucleotide messenger RNA. RefSeq lists its product as uncharacterized. Gene Ontology annotation, biological process: carbon catabolite repression of transcription. Lineage: Eukaryota; Fungi; Basidiomycota; Agaricomycetes; Polyporales; Fibroporiaceae. The transcript has 4 exons. Gene Ontology annotation, molecular function: protein binding. Gene Ontology annotation, cellular component: cell tip; nucleus; cell division site. The record is from RefSeq and is a predicted model, not a curated record. The coding region runs from base 1 to 1110 and encodes 369 amino acids.